UGUUAUCGUUUACAUGCAUUAUAUAAGAACUUAUUAAAAGUCAUCGGUUCAAGAUUAGUAAUGAAUUGAACAAUGUCUAAAUUUAUCAUACGUUUUCUAUAACCUUACUUUUAUGUUCCAACAUACCCAUCUAUUCUAUCCCUGUUUUCAAAAUUUAAAGGAAGUAGUGAUUUGAUUUUAUAUAUUACGAUUCUUAUCUAAAUAGAAGGAUACAGAUUGAAUAUCAUAUUUAUUAAUUUUCUAUAUCGACUGAAAUUUUUUUGAAAAACCAAUUGAAUAACCUAUGAUCUGGAAAGUAAGCGUUAUGUGUACAUUUGAUAAUUCUAUUUAUUUAUAGGACUGUAACUAGAAUCUGAAUGCAUUCAACGUACUACGUUUCGGUAAAUUUAAAACCAUCUACAGCAGAUCCAUUCAAGCUCCUCCGCAUUUGCGGUUAUUUUAUACAAAAAAGGGAAAGAAAGCGAGGCCUUAUUUAAACAAUCCUGAAGAAUAUCAAUUUAUCUUACAGUUUGACACUGUUCGCCAAUUUAUAUCAAUUUAACUAAUUCAGCUGCUUGACGGUAUAGCGACAGUUACAGUUUAAACAUUGUUCGGGUCUGGAUGUUUAAAUUUUUUCUCAAGCGUUCUCUUUAUGUGCUGUGUUCGCCAAAACGGCUUUAUAAAUAAAAAGUGUUAAACAAGUACACAGUUUCCAUCGGGAUCUAACCCUUAAUAAAUAGGGUUAAAGUUGUUUCAAUAAAUGGAUAUUGAAUCCAGGCUUUUGUUGAAGAAAAUGCUUGACAUUGACUCGAGCCUCUUGCAAAAUCAUAGACAACGGGAAACUACAGGGAUAAAAAAACUAUACAACAGUUUUUUCGUUAUGUUUUAAAGAAAAAGAAAACGUGAAACAUAUUUGGUAGUGAGUAUAGCUGAUAUUUAGAAUAGGAAAAAAAAAGUAGCUGGUAAUAAAAACUUUUAUAAAUUGAUAUGGAUUAUCAACUUUACGAACAUUCGGAUAUCUUGUUGAACGAGAAUUCGGAAAAUUCAAAAAAGUGUUGGAAUUUAUCAACGGAAUGCAGCAUGGACAAUAAUAGUGAUUUAUUCGGAUGGAGUACCUUGAAAAUUGACGAACAAGAUAAAAUUUCAAGAAAGAGGAGAUUAUCGGAGGAACUAGACCAAAGCAAAAAUAAACAAGUGCCUAAGGAAACACAAGAUUCAAAUAGGAAAUUGAUUUUGAAGAAAAACAAUAAUGCUAGAGAUACUGUGAAAAUGCAGCAGUGGCAAGUAGAGGACUAUGGAGAUUUAAAUUCAGACAUUGACAAUUCUUUAAGUCUUGGUAAUGAUUUAAUAGAUGGUGCAUAUAGUGAAAAUAUUUUAACGAUGAACGGAUUAACCGUUUUUAAACAAGAAGCACCAUCACCGACGUCGAGUGAUGUCUCAAAUUUGCAGGCAGCUAGAAAAAACAUGCAGAGCUCCUCCACGUCUAACCACCUGAAUGUAAAUAGUACAAUCGAUGAUCAUAUGAGUCAAACUAUGUUCAGUAAUACGAUAAAUCAAUUACUGAAUCAAGGCAAUUUGGCUGGGUUCCAAAACGUUGUGGAAAAUACCAAUUUAUCAUCUUCCAAUUCUCAAGACAGUUACAAUAUAACAUCUACCAAAUUCAAUCCUAUCGAAGAUAAAAGAUUCCAGUACGUUUUAGCAGCUGCCACUAGUAUCGCAACUAAACAGAACGAAGAUACGCUCACUUAUCUCAAUCAAGGACAAAGUUAUGAAAUUAAAUUGAAAAAACUUGGAGAUCUAUCCUACUACAGAGGUAAAAUAUUGAAGACAUAUAUACGUGUAUGUUUCCACGAGAGACGUCUUCAAUAUAUGGAAAAGGAACAGAUGCAAUUGUGGCAAACUUCCAGACCUGGUGACAGAAUUCUUGAAGUUGAUAUCCCCCUUUCGUAUGGAGCCUUUGACAUUACUCAGCCAGCUAAUGCUGUAAAUGUGAUCCACUUUAAUUGGGAUCCAACAAAAGAAGUUGGUGUUUAUAUUAAGGUGAACUGUAUCAGUACAGAAUUUACUGCAAAGAAACACGGUGGUGAAAAGGGCGUACCUUUUCGCAUCCAAGUUGAAACGUGUCAAAAUUCUGAUGUAACGUCUUUCAGUGGCCAAAAGAGAUUACACGUAGCGGCUUGUCAAGUGAAAGUUUUCAAAUUGAAAGGAGCAGAUCGAAAGCACAAACAAGAUAGAGAGAAAAUAAUGAAACGGUCAAUAUCCGAACAGGAAAAAUAUCAACCCAGUUAUGAUUGCACCGUUCUAAGUGAUAUAAUUGAUGCCACUUCGCCAUCACCGCCAUCAUCACCAGUUAGUACAGACGCCAGUACCGAAUGCACCCCGCAGAUUGGGAACCACUUUAAAAUUGCGAAAGCUGAUACUUCCACAGACAUAAGCCAGAAGCCAGCCCCGAUUCUUCCAUUAGAAAGUCAAGAAGAUUCACAUUCCAAUAACAACUUCCAACUUUCCCAAUACUCUACACCAGAAGAUACUAUAAGAUGGUUGACUUUGAACAGAUUUGAAAAGUAUUUGGAGACAUUUGAGAGAUUUUCUGGAGAUGACAUGUUAAGGAUGUCAAGAGAAGAUCUAAUUCAAAUUUGCGGCAGCGCCGAUGGCAUUAGAUUACACAAUGCUAUUCACCUGAAGACAAUUUUGCCAAAACUGAAGCUAUACAUUUGCAAGGAAAAUUCGCCAGUUUUCAAUGCAAUAUAUUUAUCCUCGCACAGUAGCAAGGAAUUGAUUGAAAAACUGGUAGUGUUAUUAGGAGUACCUCGAAAACAAGUGUGUGAUGUUUAUAUGGAAGGACCACAAUCCAUCCAUGUUCAAUUGAAUGAUGACGUAUUGAAGCAUAUUAAAGAAGAGGCCAUGUUCUCAAUCAAAAUUAUGCAACAAGAGAAUAAUGUCGGUUACGUGUUAUUAUUGAAGCGCACUUUUAAAUAGUAAUUUAUUCAAUGUAAUUAGAUUACAAAACAAAUUUAAAGAACUAUUGGGUAGGUGCUUUAUUUAUGAUGUAACUUUACAAAAGUGAUUAUAUUCAUUAAUGGUAAAUGCUAGUAUUAUCUAUAGGAUUAUGAAACAAACUGAUUAUUAUUAUGCAGAGGAGAAUUAAUGUGAACAUAUUUUAGUUAAAAAGUCACUUGAAAUUUAUAAUUGGUCUUAUUAUGCAUCCUGAGAACAAAAGUGACCUGAUCUAAAAUUUGAGAAAAUCGAAUUAUAUAUAAACGAUCUGGGUCAUGUGCUCUAAGUGCCAAGAUACAAAGUAAUGGAAAAAUGAAAAAUACUAGUCAGUAACUCAAGUGUCUAGUUUAUUUUUAUUGACCCUCUACUGCAUGAAUUAUGAAAAAAAUAUUUGAUAGUUGUUAAGGUUUGUUCAGGGAUAACAUUUACUACAAAAAUGAAAAUUAAAUAAAUUUACUUACAUAAACUGAGAAAAAAACCCAGUAACUACACCAACACUAACUUCGUCAAUGGUAGUAACCUUUUCAAGGAAAAAUCCACGUUCUUGUUUUUUUCAACUAAAGUCUUGUUCCUCAGAAAAUAAAAAUAAUCUCUUGUGGUAACUGCUUAGUUCCAUUAAAUUUAAAAUUAUUUAAAAUCUUCUAGAUUCUAUUUAGAUUCCCAUUUUAUUUUACUGGGCGUAUAUUUUUCGCCUUUCCUAUUUCUGUGUGGAUUGUGGAGGGUUAUUUUCAUCAUCAGAGCAAUCACUAUCUGUUUCUGUAUAGCAAGAGAUCGUCUAUGACGUUGAAAUUGUCUAGGGGAAACAUAUUCACUAUUGGAAUCGGAAGCUAAUUCAUUAUCACUAAGCUAGCCGUCCCUAGGUGUAGUAUUAAUAUGCUUCUGAGAGCCUUAAAAAUGAGCGGGAUCCAUUCUUCAAGCAAGGCUUGAUCUUAUGCCAUUAAAUUAAAUAAAUAAAUCUCUGCACUGAUCUUCCCCAUACUGUGUUUCGAUCGUCUUGAGUAUUAUAUUCAUAUAUAUUCAUAUUCGUGAAUAAAACAGUUUUCCAUUGCUUAACAGUUCAACGAGAAUGUUGUUUGCCAAAUAAUCGCCUUUCUCUGUGAUUCCUUUCCAGGAGUUUUAGCCUUGUCGCAGAAUGCCUCGAAAAAUUCCAUGCUCCCUCAGUCUUGGCUUACACGUGUAUUUCACGCCACUUCAAGUCAGACCUGAGGCUCAGGAGCUGUUAAAUGUCUGUCAUUCCAUAUAGACAGCGUUAUAAAUAUGACGUUGUAGCCGCCGUAACGGACGCUUCGAUCUUCUCUGUCAGGCAUCAUCUGGGGCAAUGUCUACAUUCUCGACCAAAAUAAAAAACACGUCUAUAAUUGACAGAAAAAAUGUGUAAAUGUGCGAAAACAUACUUACAUUUUAGACUAGUUCUACCUGUAAAUCAACUUUAAGACAAAUAAAUUAUCUGAGUGUUAUAUAAUGAUCCACUAAUCUUGAAGAGAUUAGUUCAACGAACUUAGACCCCACAUUCUCUGUAUUAACCAGAUUACUCACAAACAAACACAUUCCUGACAAUUAGCUCUUAAUACGAAAAAUAUGAUUUUUUUUUGCUGUAGAAUUAAUGUACGCCUCUGCAUCACUUAACAUCUAAAUAACAAUUAUCUAUCAUCAGUAACAUCUUAAGUUUUAAGUUGUGCUAUUGCUUUUGUAUUAUUAGAUGUAGUAGCAUAUUAAUUUUAUAAUCUACACUCGUAAGGAAAAAAAUCGACUCGAGUCGCAAGCUCGCGGUCAAAAGUCUAGCAAAAAAUUUGUAGCUUCCAAACCCAAUCAAUACUUAGUGUGCCCUUUUCUGGAUCUAAUAACAACUUCCAAUCGCUUUUUCAUACAUCGAAUAACUUUUUCUACUCGAUUUUGUUCGACGCUAUCCCAUUUCUCAAUGAACUAUGUUUUGAGGUCCGUUUUCGUGGCUGUUGCAGAACCGAAAUUUUCUCUUUAAGUCAAUUUCGACAUCCUGUGAAUACUGCCGUGAGGAACCUCAUCUAAAACCACGUUUUCUUUUAUAUAACACUACUCGAAUAUUUCUACAAGUCUUGUAGACUCGUCCUCUUCUAUCGCUAAUAUGCAGGCACACUCUGCUUUCGUUUGAGAAGAAAACGGAGCCCUAUUGUCCAAUUAACGUUCUUUCUGGAACAUCGUAGACGGGAUGCUUGGUGGACUGCGGUUAAUUUGGGGUCAGUAACUGGGCUUUUUGGCUCAAGGUUAGCUGCCUUAAGUCUUUUGAGUGUCCAGCCAUUCCUUGCGUUUCUAUGAGCUUUUUUUGGUACACUAGGAAGGGCCGGAUUACUUAACCAUGUGCUAACAAUGAAUCGGUCAUCUCUCUCGGAUGUGUUCUUUAUUCUUCCGAAAACGCAUCUUCGAUGAAAGUUACCAGUCUCUUGGUAACUAUGGAAACAACAGACUGACUCAUGUUUAGCGCACUGGUCAAUUUCUCGCUGACUUCGGCCUUGUCGCUGUAGGGUGACAGCUUGUCAUAUGUUGUGUCCAUUCAUGUAGAAUUCUUGUUUGUUAAUUAAGAUGUGUAUCGAUGACGUUUGAUGGCUAACUGAUAGUGGUGGGUCACGUAGAUAAUCUUUUAUAAGGGUCAGUUACCCCUAAUUAACAUUAUUGUAAAUAAACAUAAAAAGGGUGGUUACCUAUCAUAUUGUUGGAUUGUGAGAGCAAGAAACGUUAUAAUAUUUCACAUCAUUUUAUAGCUAAUAACAUUAGCUUUAAGGUUUUAGUAAGGAAUAUACAAUUUCGUCAGUGACUCGCGAUUUUUUCACUCACGAGUGUAUUCAACUUGAUAUAACAAUGUUAUGUGCCUUUGAUCACUAAUAUUAGAAACACUUCGCUGUUGAACGAAAGUUUCUUGUGAGAUUUCUAUUAGUUUAAGAAGUUAUUGUUCACAAAAUAAAAUGUUAGAGGAUAUGUAAACUAAAAUAGUAGUAUAUGGAUUAUUCAAUGUCAAUUUUUUUAAAUAAAACUAUUUUUUUGAU
Molecule: messenger RNA, 5993 nt
Organism: Diorhabda sublineata
Lineage: Eukaryota; Metazoa; Arthropoda; Insecta; Coleoptera; Chrysomelidae
Gene: gem
Product: transcription factor CP2-like protein 1
Exons: 12
Coding region: 967-2958 (663 amino acids)
Biological process (GO): regulation of transcription by RNA polymerase II
Cellular component (GO): nucleus
Molecular function (GO): DNA-binding transcription activator activity, RNA polymerase II-specific; RNA polymerase II cis-regulatory region sequence-specific DNA binding
Source: RefSeq, a predicted model, not a curated record